Messenger RNA from Eremomyces bilateralis CBS 781.70, 2131 nucleotides. RefSeq lists its product as uncharacterized. Gene Ontology annotation, molecular function: DNA-binding transcription factor activity, RNA polymerase II-specific; RNA polymerase II cis-regulatory region sequence-specific DNA binding. NCBI's taxonomy places the organism in Eukaryota, Fungi, Ascomycota, Dothideomycetes, Eremomycetales, Eremomycetaceae. The record is from RefSeq and is a predicted model, not a curated record. The coding region runs from base 337 to 1836 and encodes 499 amino acids. Gene Ontology annotation, biological process: regulation of transcription by RNA polymerase II. The transcript is spliced from 4 exons. Gene Ontology annotation, cellular component: transcription regulator complex; PcG protein complex.
UUUUGUCUUUCUCCACCUGAUAGUCUGUUCACUCAUCCCACUUAUCCCACCGAGCUUGUAUAUCCUCACAUAUAUUUACUUCCAUCUUUCCACCCUCAGCGAUAUAAUUUCGUACGGCUCCGUAACAUCACAAGUGUGGUUUCUGCCUGUGACAGUGAAGGCGUCACAUACAUAAACUUGUGAUUCGAUUCAGCACCUGAACAGCAUCCGUUGUUGUUACAUAUCUUGUUACAUUGUCCUUUCCAACACUAUAUCUGCUCCUCACCAGCCAGCCAUUCGACACAUUCCUAACCUGUUGCUUCCUUCCUCCUCAGGUUUCCUCUCCCAGGCGUACAUAUGGCUGCCGUGGUUGCCCCGCAUGGCGGUACGUGGCAGGAGCGUAGGAUGAGUUACAAUAUGCUACAUAUGCCGUCCUCUACCAUGGCAUUCUCUUCCUACGAUUUAGGCAGCCGAUCUGCCACCGCGGUCCCUAACUCGCAGCCGUUCCCCUUCGAUAUGAGCAUGCGAACAUUUACGACGGGCAUGAACAGCUCAAUUCCCAUGCAUCAGACGGCAUAUGGCAUUGAGGCUAUGGGAGUACAUCAGUAUAGCAUGCCGCCUUCCUAUGUGAGCAUGCCAGCUUCCACGGCACAUACUCAUGCCGUGUCUUACCAAACUGCUUCGGACAUCUCGACCGGAGUCCCUCGCAUUCCCGAAGUACGGAACGGUGCCGCCAUUCAUCAACCGAUCAAAGUGGAGAUGGAGUCACCUAUUCAGUCACCGCAGAUGCUCAAAGAUUCGCUCAUGGCGACUGAGAUGAGCGGAGCUGAUUCAGUGAAUGCUGAGACUGGGAUCAACUUCUCAACGGACGUAGACACGUUGAUGAGGACCAUUCAGAGCAAGACUGAGACAGCAGCAAGAGCGUCGAGUGAACGAGCUGGUUUAGUGAACGGGUUCGAGGCGGUGAAUUCCCAGAAUGAAUCUCGUUCAUAUCCGCAACAUCAAAAGAAAAUGGGACGGGCAACUGGGAAAGCCCGAAAGAAAUAUGUAUGCCGUAUUCCGGGCUGCGACAAGCUCUUCUCCCAGAAGACUCACCUGGAUAUCCAUACCCGUGCCCACACUGGUUUUAAGCCAUUUAUCUGUAAAGAGCCAUCAUGCGGCCAACGAUUCACACAACUGGGAAAUCUUAAGACCCAUGAACGACGACAUACCGGCGAGCGACCAUAUAGCUGCGAGGAGUGCGGUAAGACUUUCGCACAGCGAGGCAACGUACGAGCGCAUCAGAUCGUGCAUCUGCAAAUCAAGCCAUUUACAUGUCUGCUUGAUGAUUGCGGAAAGCAGUUCACGCAGCUAGGGAACCUCAAGUCCCACCAAAACAAAUUCCACUCCGCCACCCUUCGCUUCCUAGCCCACAAAUUCUCCUCGAUCCGCGAAGGCGACCCAGUCACCGCCCAAGACAAGGACCUCUGGGAAUACUUCGCGCGCCUGUACCGCAACUCCAACAAAGGCAUCAAAGGCCGGGGCAAACAUCGCCGCAUCGCCACCACCUCCCCCGAAUUCCACUCCUCCAGCUCCCCACCUGCCUCUGCCUCGUCGAAUGCGUCAUAUGGUGCCAGCACGGGGCCGUCGUCCGUCGACUCGGCAUCCGCGAACGCGAAGCAUGAACGCGGAAGCAGGGAUAGCUCGCUGGUGAGUGAGCAGGGGCAUCAUAAUUUGACGAUGCAGAGGCAGGGGAGUUUGCAUGGGAUGCAUCACCAUCAUAUCAACCCAAAUAUUAGGACUGACGAACACUUUGGGUUUGAUGGGGCGAAUGUAGAGUAUGGCGAUUUGGUGUUCCCUGAGCGCAAGAUGUUCUAAGCGGUGCUUUUGUAUUGGUUGAGCUUGUGGAAAUGGCAUGUACUAAGUGGACGGCGAGCGUGAAUCGUUGGGUAUUGUGUUUAGGAAGGACGGUAGCGAUCGAGCUUGGGCGUAUUUCGGGAUGAAUGAGCGAACGGACCAUAGGGACGGUCACUUUUCGGUUUUUAUGACGGUUACGGUUUGACGAUGAAUGGUUUCUUUGUCCUGGACUUGCCUCUGUCGCUAUUUGUGACAGUUGUGAGGCUUGAGUCCCUUUCGGUUUGUACUUAGACGUCCCAGCCUACGGUUAUAUUUU